Messenger RNA from Juglans regia (Persian walnut), 3962 nucleotides. RefSeq lists its product as uncharacterized. The coding region runs from base 138 to 3734 and encodes 1198 amino acids. The record is from RefSeq and is a predicted model, not a curated record. NCBI's taxonomy places the organism in Eukaryota, Viridiplantae, Streptophyta, Magnoliopsida, Fagales, Juglandaceae. The transcript is spliced from 22 exons.
CAACUGUAUCCCAGCGGCCACCACGCUCUCUUUUCUUCUUCUUCUUCUAAGCUCAGCUUCUCCUACCCUUUCAGCUUGUCCCAUCCUCAAUUCAACUGAAAAUCUCCCUCUCUUUCAAGGUAAUAAAAUCACUAAAGAUGUUCACGGAAGGCCUGGAUGAAAGCGCAAUCAAGUGGAUCAAACAGGGAUCAGAUUUACAAGAGGAAGAGCCUCCACCCUUUCGAUCUCCUCUAACCGAGAAAAUUGCUCUCGACACAUUUCCAAAAUCUCCACUAGCGUACAGCUACGAUGGCGAUUCUUUCGUGCCUGUCAGUAUUUUGCCUCCUCUCAAGUUCCAAUCUUGCUUGCUGACCACGCAUAGCUUGGUUGCUCCUUGCCUGGACGAGGAAGACGAUGAGAGCGUAGCUUCAGUUGCGGAUGAUGAUUAUAACAAUUAUUCGGAGGAAGAAGCUUUGGGAUCUAAUGACCAUGACAUUGAUUUCUUGGAUAAGCCAAUUCUACACUGCUAUGGUGAUGAACAAGAAAUAACUGGUCACAAACCCAGCACAAGUUUGAGUCGAGGUCGCGUGUCUUCUGUGAAUAAAGUGUUGUCCAAAGAAAAUCUCAGGAUUGAAGUAUCUGAAAAUGUCAGAAGAUAUACUGAUGGCCAAUCGGGUACCAGAAGAAGUGCUCAGAAAGAUGCAACCCUCAAGGAUGGUGGAAGCGAGCCUCGUAAACGUAUUCAACUAUGCAAUCUACAUGGUACUCCAAGUCAUCAAUGGAUCCAAGAUUUAGCGGACUUGGGAACUCCAAGUGCACCUCCCAUAGUUGAUAUGGGAAGAGAAGAAAAAGGCUUCGAGGACGAUGUCGGUCAAAAGCUGAGAGCUUCUGAUAGUCUGAUAGAAACCGAUCUACCUGGUAAAGGGAUAUGUCCAAAUGUAGGAGACGUUUUUAAUGGAAGUGAAGGUUUAACAGAAUGUAGAGUACAAUCCUCAGAAACCAAUGAACUUGGUGGAAGAGAACAAAAAAUCAUUCCCGAUGAAAAAGAAACGCAGAUCCCGUCUUUGCAAACCAACCUAUUGGAUCCUUCACCUCAUUAUAAUACCAGUGGUCAAUAUGCCUGGCAAACACUGAUUGCUUACGAUGCUUGUAUACGCUUAUGCCUACAUGCAUGGGGAAGAGGCUGCACCGAGGCACCUGAGUUUCUAAAAGAUGAGUGCGUCAUUCUCCGAAGUGCCUUUGGGUUGCACAAAUUUUUGCUACACCCCCAAGGUGUACAACCAAAGGAAGUUAGAACUACAAAGAGUGUUGAACAACUAUGCUCUAUGAACACUGAGAAAGUGGUAGGAAAAAUAAGAGUGGAAGUGAAGAAACUUCGAGUAAUACCAAGGAGGAAACUCAAGAGCACAUAUUCACAGCGAGGCGCAAUCUACAUGCAAGCAGGGGCAGAAUACGUCCGGCAUGUUUCAUCACUGUUGAAAACUGGCAUAAAUUCUAUAAAGACUGCCUCAUUCUCAGGGACGAGUGAAGAGCCAUUUUCAUGCUUAUUCCAACUGAAGAGUGCUAAAGAGGAUACUGAAGGGGAGCAGGGUUCUGCUAUUUGCUUGUUCCCCGGAAGUGGCGAUUAUCAUGUCUUUUUUCCGGAGACCCAAGGUGAUGCUCUUUUGGUGGAAGUCCAAGACACAAAAAAUUCAGUCCAAGGUCGAACUACAAUUCCAGUUUCAUCCCUUGCUGAUAACCCUAGUGACAGAAUUCGGUGGUGGCCCAUAUACCAUGAUGAUCAAGAAUGUGUUGGGAAGAUCCAGCUCUUUGUUGGCUGUACAGUCAGUAAUAAUGACACUAAUCAUAUAAAGAGUGGACCUGUUGUGGAAACUCUAGCAUAUGAUUUAUUGCUGGAGGCAGCAAUGCGUGCACAGGAAUUUCAUUCCCGGAAUCUAUGGUUACAUGAACCUUGGAAGUGGUUGUUGACUGAAUUUGCAGACUACUAUGGCGUUUCCAAUUCAUAUACUAAGCUGAGAUAUCUUUCACAUGUCAUGAAGGUGGCCACUCCAACAAAAGACUGCUUAGAGCUUGUGAGUGAGUUACUCGUACCAAUAAUAAAGGCUCGAAGUGAGAAAACUUUGACCAGGCAAGAGAAAAACCUACUAUUGGAUUGUGAAACCAAAAUAGAGAGUCUUUUGGCAAAUGUUUUUGAAAACUACAAAUCGUUAGAUGAAGACUCUGCUACUGGGUUAGCAGACUUGUUUGGUUCAAUUCAAGAGUCUGCAGCACCAGCUCUAGCACCUGCUGUCCAAGUUUACACUCUCCUUCACGAUAUCCUUUCUCUAGACGCACAGACUAUGCUGAGAACCUAUUUUCAGACAGCAGCAAAAUGGAGAUGUCGGAAGCACAUGGCAGAGACUGAUGAGUUUAUGUCAAGCAACUCUGAAAGCUUCUCUAUGGAUUCCAUUACCAUCUCCACAGCAUACUUAAAAAUGAAGAAUCUAUUUAUAAAGAUAAGCAACGAAAUUCAGGCAGACAUCAAGAUCCAUGACCAGCAUAUACUCCCAAGCUCAAUUGACCUGUCCAAAGUCACAGCUGCUGUUUAUAGUACGGAGUUGUGCAACAGGCUUAGAGGCUUCCUUGCUGCAUGGCCUCCCUCUAGUCCUAUGCUGCAUGUAAAUGAACUAGUAAUAGCAACUACUGAUUUCGAAAGGGAUCUUGAAUCAUGGAAUAUCAGUCCAGUGCAGGGUGGUGUAAACUCAAGGAAUUUGUUCCAUAAUUACAUAAUGGUGUGGGUGCAAGAUAUGCAACUUAGUUUACUUGAGCUUUGCAAAGCAGAAAAGGUGCCAUGGUCUGGAGUAAUGACAAAUCAUUCCACCUCACCAUUUGCAGUGGAAAUGUAUGAGAAGAUCAGAGACAACCUCAUUCAGUAUGAAGUGGUAAUCAAUCGAUGGCCUCAGUACUCAUUAAUUUUGGAAAAUGCUGUUGCAAAUGUGGAAAGGGCAAUCAUAAAAGCACUGGAGAAGCAAUAUAAUGAUAUACUGACGCCUUUGAAAGAUAGUAUUCAGAAGAAGCUUAAUAUGCAGGUUCAGAAGCUCACAAGAAGACAAUCAAUGACGAUCUAUUAUGUUCCUAAUCAAUUGGGAAUUUUUCUGAACACCAUGAAGAGAAUCCUUGAUGUCCUGCACAUUAGAGUGGAGGAAACCUUAAAGUCUUGGGCAUCAUAUCUGCCUACUAAGGGAGAUAAGAAGUCACUGUUUGGAGAGCAGAUGAAUGCGAUCACAGUUCUCUUGAGAACAAAAUACAAGAAUUACUUGCAGGCACUAGUAGAGAAGCUCGUUAGCAACAUGCAAGCUAAUCGAAACACGAGGCUCAACAGGAUUCUGGAGGAAACGAAGGAAGAGGAUGGAGAGGCUGAGGUCCGUGAAAGAAUGCAAUUGCUGAGUUCACAACUCAUGGGCUCUAUAUCCAACUUGCAUGAGGUUUUUACUAGUUGGAUAUUCAUUGCGACCUGCCGUGGAUUAUGGGAUAGAAUGGGACAGAUUGUUUUGAGAUUUCUCGAAGAAAGAAAGGAAAAUCGAUUUUGGUAUAACGGAUCUUAUUAUGCUCUUGUGAUAUUGGAAGACACUUUUGCUUCUCAAAUGCAGCGACUGCAAGGAAAUGCCCUACAAGAGAAAGAUCUUGAGCCCCCUCGUUCAGUUAUUGAAGCUCGAUCAAUUCUUUGCAGAGACACAGCAAAUGCAACAGAUCCGUCUUCCCUGUUCUAUGUUUAGCAGCCGACACUUGUCCAACUGCCAAACCAUGUUUCAGUACUUUUUUUUUCUUUUUUUUCUUUUUUUUGAGGUAAACAGACUGAAUUCCAUUAGUAAGCAUAAGAAUAUACAAUAUCCUGAAUACAAGCUGGAACACCACACAAUAAAAUAGAUUCAUCAGUUAAACUAAGUGCAGCUUUAGCUAAAUUAUGUGCCAAUUGAUUAACAUCCCUCGGCACAAAAUGAAAU